This is a messenger RNA of Notechis scutatus (mainland tiger snake), 1738 nucleotides long. It is a transcript of the gene CASQ1, whose product is annotated as calsequestrin 1. The record is from RefSeq and is a predicted model, not a curated record. Lineage: Eukaryota; Metazoa; Chordata; Lepidosauria; Squamata; Elapidae. Gene Ontology annotation, molecular function: calcium ion binding. Gene Ontology annotation, biological process: regulation of skeletal muscle contraction by regulation of release of sequestered calcium ion. Gene Ontology annotation, cellular component: sarcoplasmic reticulum lumen; Z disc.
UGCCAAAUAUCUGUGGAUAAGACGGCCCUCCAGCCCCAGAGCCCUCCCCCCCCGCCCGAGGGUCUUUUAUGCGCUGCCUGGAGCUUUGCUCCUCCGCCUUUGCAGCUCCUCAUCCCUCCGUGUGGUGGUCACCCUCCUCCUCGGCCAGUCCCGGGCACCUGCCUGUGUCAGCAAAGAGCCGCCUGCCCAGCCAGGCCCCUGUACCUGACCGGGAGCCACGAAGGCAGAGAAGCCCAGGGCAGCCGCCUCUCCCUUGCUCGUCUUGGGGAAGGACCCCCGGAGCCCCUUCGCGGCAGGAUGAAGUGGCUCGGCCUGAGCUUGGCCGCCCUGCUGCUGGCCUUGGCCGGCCCCGUGGCCCGUGGCGAGGAGGGGCUGGAUUUCCCCGAGUACGAUGGCAUCGACCGGGUCAUCGACGUCAACAUGAAGAACUACAAGGGUGUCCUGAAGAAGUACGAGGUGCUGGCGCUGCUCUACCACGAGCCGGUGGGGGAGGACAAGGCUUCGCAGAGGCAGUUUGAGCUGGAGGAGCUGAUUCUGGAGUUAGCAGCCCAAGUCCUGGAAGACAAAGGGGUCGGAUUUGGCCUGGUGGACGCAGAGAAGGAUGCCGCGGUGGCCAAAAAAUUAGGGCUGGUUGAGGAAGACAGCAUCUACGUGUACAAGGAGGACGAAGUCAUCGAAUAUGAUGGGGAAUUUUCAGCCGACACCUUGGUGGAGUUUCUCCUUGACGUCCUGGAAGACCCUGUGGAGUUUAUCGAUGGAGAAAACGAGCUUGAAGCCUUCGAGAGGAUCGAGGAUGAACCCAAACUCAUCGGCUACUUCAAGAACGAGGACUCUGAGCAUUUCAAGGCCUUUGUAGAUGCUGCUGAAGAAUUCCACCCUUACAUCCCUUUCUUUGCAACUUUUGACAGUAAGGUGGCAAAGAAACUGUCCCUGAAGCUGAACGAGAUUGACUACUACGAGCCUUUUAUGGAGAAGCCGGUCACCAUCCCGGACAAGCCGAAUAGCGAGGAAGAAAUAGUCCAGUUCAUGGAAGAGCACAAGAGGCCAACGCUGAGGAAGCUGCACCCAGACAGCAUGUACGAGACUUGGGAAGACGACAUGGAUGGCAUCCACAUCGUGGCCUUCGCAGAGGAGGAUGAUCCUGAUGGUUACGAGUUCCUGGAGAUCCUGAAAGAAGUCGCCCAAGACAACACAGACAACCCAGAUCUCAGCAUCAUCUGGAUCGAUCCCGAGGAAUUCCCAUUGCUGAUCCCUUACUGGGAGAAAACCUUCGACAUCGACCUGUCCCGGCCUCAGAUUGGUGUGGUCAACGUAACGGAUGCCGACAGUGUCUGGAUGGACAUGGAUGAUGAGGAAGACCUGCCCUCCGCAGAGGAGCUGGAAGACUGGAUUGAGGAUGUGCUGGAAGGAGAGAUAAACACCGAAGAUGACGAUGACGACGACGACGACGACGAUGACGAUGACGACGACUAAGGGCUGGCCCUUCCCAUUUUUCGUGCAAGGCGGGUCCUGUCUGGGGGGCUCCACCCACCUCAUCCUCCGGCACCACCGCUGACCCCAAAGCAGCACAUUCGGCCUGCACGAAAACGCCCUGGCCCUAGCAGGAAACAUUUUUAUAUUGAUCUUAUUUACGUCCAAGGCCCUCACCGCAGCCUGACCAGGUUCCCUCCAUGCACAGACCCCCCCCCCCCCCAGGCGCCCCUGUCUGCCCUUGACGAGGGCGGGGGAGAACUGGCUC